UCCGGGGGUUUGUUUUCAUCCAGAGAGAGGCGGAAGUGGAACUGUCAAGGGGAGGCUUUCUUUCCCCGCUUCACUGUAGAAUAUUUUUUUACAUACAUAUAUUGGGGACUCUCUACCGAUACUACAGUGGAAAUGCAGCACUUUAAACUCAGUCGAGACAAACUGUACAGCACCAGAUGCUGCGGUUGUUGUCAUGUCCGGACGGGGACGAUCAUCCUCGGAACAUGGUACAUGGUGAUCAACUUGUUGAUGGGGAUCCUGCUAACGGUUGCCGCAACUCAUCCGGAAAGCGUUCCCUCUGUCAACUUACAGUAUGCAGUUAUUGACCAUUACUUAACAUCUGACAGGAUGUCAGGUAAUGCCGGUGCCGGAUUGGCCAUUUCUCUGCUGAUGGUCACUAUUAGUGCAAUGUUGCUGUAUGGCGCCAUUACACAUCGCAGUGGGCUUCUCAUCCCGUUCUUCUGCUACCAGAUGUUUGACUUUUCCUUAAGCUGCCUGGUGGCCUGCAGCUCUCUCACCUAUUUGCCUCGGAUACAGGAGUACCUGGACCAGCUGCCGGAUUUCCCGUACAAGGAUAACCUCCUGUCUCUGGAUUCUCGGUUCCUGUUUUUCUUCGUGCUCAUCCUGUUCACCUUCCUUAUUGUCCUCAAGGCCUAUUUGAUGAACUGUGUGUGGAACUGCUACAAGUACAUCAACAACAGGAACAAACCGGAUGUCGCCGUUUUCCUCUCCUUUGAGAAUGAGGCCCAGUCGGAUCUGCCCACCUACGAGAUGGCAGUAAACAUGCCCGACAAGGACCCUCCUCCGCCUUACAUGCCCAUGUCUUAAGGACCAGCCCACUGUGGACAACACAAGCCGCCAAAUGCAUUUCUACAUUCCCUCACUAACCCUCCCCACCUCUUAUCUACUUCCAUAUUUUCCGCAAAGAUGACUUUCAUUUAAUGUUUCAAUCCCAUGCAGUCAACAAUCCAGCAUCAUCCUCAUGUAGACUGACAACCCACUUAUCGUAGCUCUUUAGUCGUUGAUCUUGUUAAGACUUAAGAAGAGUCGCAUCUCGGUUUCGGGAAGCACGCCACAGCACUAUUUUUUGGGGUUAUUUAUUUAGCUUUGCUGUGGUUCACUACCAUCACUACCACCAGCUCCGAUGUUUACAUCACACUCUGCUGCCAGCUAGUUUUCCAGCAGUGAGGGAGGGAGAAAGAAAGUUGCUUUGCCACCAGCUUGACAUCAACUCAUCUGUCGUGAAACAUUUGUUGUUGCAUGCCCUCCCAUUACUUAACCAAGUUUCUUUUGUUCCAUUCCAUUAAACCCACUUUAUCAUAUUUGUCUUCAAUAAAGAGUUGACACCAUA
Molecule: messenger RNA, 1351 nt
Organism: Syngnathus typhle (broad-nosed pipefish)
Lineage: Eukaryota; Metazoa; Chordata; Actinopteri; Syngnathiformes; Syngnathidae
Gene: laptm4a
Product: lysosomal protein transmembrane 4 alpha
Exons: 7
Coding region: 133-828 (231 amino acids)
Cellular component (GO): lysosomal membrane
Source: RefSeq, a predicted model, not a curated record